AUGGAUGAUGAUCAAGAAAGCGGUGGGCAUCAAGAAACAACAGAAAUUGGUGAAGGGAAGCUUCUGAUAAAACUGAAGAUUCCACAGGUGAAAGAAGAAGAAGAGGGCCAGAUGUUUGAAAGCUCUUCUCCACCUCCUCCUCCUCCUCAGGAGAAGGAUAAAAUCAUCACUCGAGUGUGUGAUGUGUGUAACAAAGGGUUUAGCUCCGGUAAAGCUUUGGGUGGUCACAUGAGAAUUCACGUUCAUGCCAAGAAAGAGCUCAAAACCAAUCAACACAAACAACCCAUCGCCAAGAAAAUUAAACAAGAAGAAGAAAAACACGAUAAUUAUUUGAUCGACGACAACAACACUAUCAAUGGGUCGUCGUCGACGUCUGUGAUGAUGAGCAACAGUAGCAGCGUACCCACUUGUUCGAUUUGUGACAAGAAGUUUCCGUCGAUGAAGUCAUUGUUUGGGCACAUGAGGUGCCAUCCCGAGAGGCCUUAUAGGGGAAUUCAGCCUCGUACUUCGGCGGCGGCGGAUCCAAAAACCAGUCCGUCCUCCUCCGUGUCGGAUUCUUUGCCUCGGAAACUCGAUAAUGAUUAUGAUGAUGAUCAUGAUGAUCAGAUUGCUGAUACUGUUACUGAUCUGAAACAGUCCUUACCACGGUGGUCAGUGACCGACAGGCGAGGCCGGAAAGCCCUCACCGCCGCCUCAGCUGUUUCAAGUUCGUCUGAGGAGGAGGAGGAGGAGGAGGAGAUGCGUGAUGCUGUGGAAGAUCUCAUGAUGCUAGCUCAUGGGAAUUCUUUGGAGUCCGGACUCACACACAAACACGUAGUUGAGGAAUUUGAGGCUACGAAUGGUAAUUCUGGUGAGAAGAAUUGGGUUUCUGAAUCUAAGAAACGAAGAAUAAUGGAGACGAAACCAGUUGGAUACAUGAGGGAUAAUGAUGUGAAGACCAGCUGUUUGAUGCCGAAAACAGUGGAUAAAUCCAAAGGAAAAGCAGUGUUUGGCACUGGAUUUGUUCAGGAGAGCAUGAAUUAUAGAUUAUCUAAUACAGAUUGGCACCACCAAGCAGAUGAGUAUGAUUAUAAGAACUUCACAGAUUAUGAAUCUGACAGCCAAGGCACAGACGGUAGCUUUCUCAGUGCACAGAACAUGGAUUAUAAAUGUGAUCCUGCAAUAGUGCUUAAGAACAAGAAGAGGACGAAGAAGAUGAAUCUGAGAGAUUUGGAAUCGUCGGUUCAAGAUACCACUCCAUUGGAUCAUCAACGUCAGAAGACUGUGAUGACAACACCAGCAGCUGAUAAGUACAAAUGCAGCACUUGUAACAAGUGCUUCCCAACUCACCAAGCUUUAGGUGGACAUAGGUCAAGCCACAACAAAUUCAAGAAUACCACCAUUCAAGAGUCACUAUCUCCAGUUGGUGAGGAUGCCAAUCCGAAUGCCCAAUUUGACGAAGGGGCGGCCAGCUCAAUGCUGGUGCUGGAGAGCACACUGCACCGAUGCAAGAUUUGCAACAAGACUUUCCCUACAGGCCAAGCUCUUGGGGGUCACAAGAGGUGUCACUGGACGGCUCCUGUGGAGGCUCCAGCUCCAGCUCCAGCUCAGGUUACGUCUCCCGGGGAAGCCAGUCAGACGGGGCGGAAAGUGCUCGAAUUUGAUCUCAAUGAGCUUCCUGAAAUGGAGUUUGAAGGGGGUGUUGAGUCUGAUUAUUAUCAUGGAGCUGGUUAUUGUUAUCCAUCUUCCUCUUACAACUCAUUUGCUUGA
Molecule: messenger RNA, 1749 nt
Organism: Cornus florida
Lineage: Eukaryota; Viridiplantae; Streptophyta; Magnoliopsida; Cornales; Cornaceae
Exons: 1
Coding region: 1-1749 (582 amino acids)
Molecular function (GO): DNA-binding transcription factor activity
Source: RefSeq, a predicted model, not a curated record